Molecule: messenger RNA, 855 nt
Organism: Miscanthus lutarioriparius
Lineage: Eukaryota; Viridiplantae; Streptophyta; Magnoliopsida; Poales; Poaceae
Source: the annotation of a GenBank genome assembly
AUGGGCUCCUCCUACCCUCCCGUCUCCCCUCGCGGCUCCGGCUCGGUGCCGGCCCGGCGCGACGAGCUUUACUCGAAGAUGGCGCGUGACCUCGACGAGCGCGGCGCGGCGUUCCUCAAGGGCGGCGUGACGUCGCAGUCGCUCACGCUCUCGGACCUCUUCGACACCGCAGAUGACGGCACCGUCGUGCCCAGGCUCAAGGCCGCCGACCCGCCAGUGCGCGCGAAUGUGCUCUAUAUGGAUCCCAAGUUCGCCGCUGUGAUCUCGAAAGCUGUCAAGGACGUGUUUCUUCCUUAUUUUGACCAAGGUACAGCUAUCUGGUUCCAAAAUACGAGCAUGUACCACUUCAGCAUGUUUCAUGCCUCCCAUCACUUGGAGCCCAUUGUAGCAACCGAGGAUGAGAUUGAAGCCGAAGUGGAGGCAAUAAAAAGAGUUGCCGAAAAUCUUUGCCCACUUAAAAUUGUUUUGGAUAGAGUGGUUUUGACCUCAACCGGUGUGCUUCUUGGACUGUGGCAGGUUGAAUCUGGUACUGAUCCUGCUGAAAUCCGCUCAAGAUUGAGAGAAGCUCUUCCUCGAGCACCUCAAAAGCAACUGUAUGACCCUGUGCUGCUUCACACCUCCUUUGCACGAAUUUUGGGACAUCCCAAGCUCCCAGAAGAGCAAAGUGCAUCAUCUUUUGAUCAUGUCAAGUUCUUUCAUGAGCUGGUUGUUCAAGUUAAUGAGAAGAUUCGUGGCUUCCAGGUUACGAUAUUGGAGCUAUGGUAUGUCGAAGAGUACGAUGUUCUUGCGCUGGCGCUGAAUGGAAAGAUGAAAGUGCUGAGGCUCCACCUUGGCUGCAAUCGUCAGGGCAAUUAA